AGAAGAAGACUGAGCACCGUCACCGCGCAUGCGCACACAGUAGUUUUAGCUAAAUGGAGGCUGUUUGAAAACUCUUCUGAACAAGUCAACAAACGCGAUUUUAUUUUAUGUUUACCAGCUAGCUUCGUUCAUCCAGAAAGGGCACUAUGGAAGGAGGGCUGUGGAUUUUGGCGCCCAUUACUUGCAUUGAAAAGCACUAUGAAGGGAUCUUCUAAUGACUGUAGUAUUGAUGGUGUUCAGGAAGAGGAGAAUGAGAGAUCCUCAUCUCCAAAAGGGAAACAGUCCCCAGUAAUGGACCGUAACCCAUCACCACCCCCAGACACAGCCGAUGGAGAGGAGGAUGAAGAUUUGGACGCUAUUGGAGACACUGUUUACAGCAAGCACUGGCUUUUCAGCACCCUGACCCGCCUCAUCCAUAUGGUCACAGAGCAUUCAGAUGAGGACUCUGAAGGUCAGAUGCAGCUCACUGAUGAUGAUGAGGAAGAUCUUUGUAGAGUCUGGGACAUGGCAAUGGAUAAGGAUGUGGCUGGUUUUCUGCAGGAAUUCAAAGCCACAGAUAUCCUCCUCGGAGUUAUAGCCAAAUCUCGUUGUCCACGUCUCACAGAAAUUUGUGUGGGAAUCCUUGGGAACAUUGCUUGUUUUCCUGACACUUGUGUGACUCUCAGCCAAAAUGAAGACUUAGGGGCUGUGCUGUUGCUUCUUUUUGGAGAUACGGAUCCUCCUACUCUCCUGGAAACAAGCAGAUUAGUGCUGACCUGUGUCUCUCAGAAAGAUGUCAGUUCCACAUGGCUUCAACGAAUACAACAGCAGGCGUCUGUGCGCUCAAACCUCCUUUUCAUCAUGUGCAGCUCUACCAACACGGACCUGCUUGAGAAAGUUGGAGAGCUUGUUGACAAACUGUUUGACCUUGACGAGGAGCUGAUGAAGAGUUGGAUCACAGCUCAGCCUAGUGAGGAGGGUGAUGAAGGUGAAAGCCGCCUGGACGUGGCCUCAUGCCUUCUUGAGGCAGCCAAGCAGCUUAGAUUAGAGAGUCCGAAUGGCUUAGAGGUUUACCUUCAUGCCAUCCAACUCCUCACCACCACAGAUGAGGGCAUCCAGAAUUUUGCUGCCCCUGAUGGACCCGGCAAAGCAGUAUGGGACUUUGUCUGUGAGGUUGUGUGUGAGGACCUCUGCCAGCCAAAUGAUCUUCCAGUUGUCCUGCAAGAGCAGAAGGGCAUUUUGGUCCAGGCGUUUGCUGUGCUGCUGGCUCUGUAUAGAUGCCAAGAUCAGUGGAGCAGCAAAAAUGACACAAGUCUGCCUCUUAUUGGGUCCAUUUUGCGGGUGCUUCAGUACCACAGUGAGUGCAAAGACGACACACAAGAUGAGCAGCUCCAGACUCUUGCAGAGAUCACAGCCGAAUUUCUAGCUGACAUCUGCAUUCAGAUUCCUAAGGACACAGUGGCAGAUUUGGUGAAGAAAGGUCACCUGACAGAGAAGACUUGUCUCACAGCUUUGGGCAGUUUACUUUCCAACUUUAAGACUUCAUUUCAGCACCUGCAGGCCAUGUUGUCCGAGGCUGAUCCCCAAUUGGCAGACACGGUGAGGAAACGGUUUCCUGUCUGAGGCACGAAGCAGAUCAGUGUUCAGCACUCAUCCGGACUAUCACGACUGCUCUUUAUAGAGACCUCUUUUUGUUCCCCUCCAAAGAUCCUGCUUCAAGUCAGACUAUUUGGAUUUCCAUUGGAAAGACUCAGUGAGGGUGUCACACCAUCAUGAGUGGCGGACAAUGUAUUGAAUUUUCUUCUUUAUGUGCUUCUGUUUUAAGUUUGUGAUUGUUCUGUAAAUGCUAUUUUUGUAUUAGGUGAUUUAAUUUUUUUUUUAUUAAAAAUGAUCUGUCUUCCAAAAAUCUGAGCUUAUAAGCUUUUAUUGAAUCAUCAUCAUCAUCAUACCUGGAUGCUCAAACUUUGAGAAUCAGCAGAAAAGUGACUAAAAAACAUUUUAAAAAAUCUGUAGUGUAUAAUGAAGGCUGCCUUCUGGCAUCCAAAAUUUAUUAAGAUCUAACAUUUAUUUUCUUUAUUUAAAAAUAUAAAUAAAACACUAGUGCAAUGGAGAUGCUUCUGUAGUGUUCAACAUUUUAAAGUUGUAAAUAUAAGCACUAUGUAUAAAUGGAGCUCUUUUUGAUCAAAUUA
Thunnus maccoyii (southern bluefin tuna) is the source of this 2168-nucleotide messenger RNA. RefSeq names its product serum amyloid A-like 1 (gene saal1). The coding region runs from base 199 to 1602 and encodes 467 amino acids. The record is from RefSeq and is a predicted model, not a curated record. The transcript has 14 exons. Lineage: Eukaryota; Metazoa; Chordata; Actinopteri; Scombriformes; Scombridae.